Molecule: messenger RNA, 1791 nt
Organism: Miniopterus natalensis
Lineage: Eukaryota; Metazoa; Chordata; Mammalia; Chiroptera; Miniopteridae
Gene: TEKT1
Product: tektin 1
Biological process (GO): cilium assembly; cilium movement involved in cell motility
Cellular component (GO): microtubule cytoskeleton; nucleus
Source: RefSeq, a predicted model, not a curated record
UUUCGCGAGGCAGGAGCUCCCGUUGGGGUUGGUCUGAGCUGGUAGAGUUGUCCUUUGUGGCGCUCAGUUAAUCUAAAAGAAGUCUGCCUUCGAGCAAAUGGCCAAACUACUACAAUCUCCGCCCAAGUUCCUGCCCUCGGAGUGGCAAAUUGCUAACAAGAACCAGUACCACAGCGCGGAGGCUGAAAGGUCCCGGUCCGAACGCCUGGUGGCAGAAAGCCAGAGGCUUGUGGAUGAAAUUGAAAAGUCCACAAGAAAAUCUCAAAGUGAUGUGAACAAGAAACUAGAACAGAGGCUUGAGGAAAUCAGAUUCUGGAAGAAGGAGUUAGAUGACAAACUUGAGCAGCUUGUGUAUGUGACUGAAGAUCUUCUCGCGUACCAGACCAGGCUGCGGAAGGCCCUGGAGAGCCUGAAGGAGCCCUUACACAUCACUCAGACUUGCCUGGAGUACAGGGAGAAGCGAGUUGGCAUUGACCUGGUCCACGAUGAAGUGGAGCAGGAGCUGAUCAAGGAGGCCGAGAUCAUCCGGGGCGUGAUGGCCCUGCUGACCCGCAGCCUGGAGGAGACCACCGAGCAGAUCAGGCUGAACCGUUCUGCAAAGUACAAUCUCGAAAAGGAUUUGAAAGACAAGUUUGUGGCCCUGACCAUUGACGAUAUCUGCUUCUCACUCAACAACAACUCGCCAAACAUCAGAUAUUCCGAGAACGUCGUGAGGGUUGAACCAAACUCUGUGAGUCUGGAAGACUGGUUGGACUUCUCCAACACCAACGUGGAGAAGGCCGACAAGCAGAGGAACAACUCCCUGAUGCUGAAGGCCCUGGUGGACCGAGUCCUGUCCCAGACGGCCAGUGACCUGCGCAAGCAAUGUGACGUGGUGGACACGGCAUUCAAGAAUGGGCUGAAGGAGACCAAAGAUGCCAGGGAUAAGCUGGCUGUUCAUUUGGCCAAGGUCAUGGAGGAGAUUGCUUCCCAGGAGAAAAAUAUUACCGCUCUUGAAAAAGCCAUCCUUGACCAAGAAGGGCCUGCCAAGGUGGCUCACACACGCCUGGAGACCAGGACAUGUCGGCCUAACGUGGAGCUGUGUCGGGAUGUGGCCCAGUACAGGCUGAUGAAGGAGGUUCACGAGAUCACCCACAACGUGGCAAGAUUAAAGGAAACAUUAGCCCAAGCUCAGAUGGAGCUGAAAGGGCUGAAUCGCAGACAGCUCGCCCUGCAGGAGGAGAUCCAGGUCAAAGAGAACACCAUCUACAUCGACGAGGUGCUGUGCACGCACAUGAGGAAGUCCAUCCCUCUGCGGGACGGCGAUGACCACGGCGAGUGGGCCGGAGGCCUCCGCCCCGACGCUGUCUGCUAAAACGGGGGCCGUUGGGGUGCUCAUUAAACCUCUCAUAGCACAGUAGUACCGACUCUCAUUUCAGCAGGCGGCACCCCCAGGCAGCCCCCCACGGCCUCUAGGCCAGGAUGCCAGCCUGCUCGGAGCUGAGAUUUGGGUGCAAAGGUCCAUGCUGCUGGGGCUGCUGGGGCUGCUGGGGUGGUGGUGGUUUAGCAGUUAACUUCCAUGUAUUAGCACAGGCCCUUCUGAUAUCACAGGACUAGGGGCCCAGGGCAAGGGGUCCAAGACAUUUUAGUUCAAAUUCAGUUUGAUUCAGUAGUUGGGCUGGAUCAGACCAUACCCAUCUUCCUCCUGAGGGGAUGCAAACAUUUCUCUUGGCUCACGAUUCCUUUUCCCGCCCGGCCGGGCGUGGCUCAGCGGUUGAGCGUCGACCUAGGAUCCAGGCGAUCGGGGUUCGA